AUGGUAGGUGAGACGCAAGAUACUGCGUGUUUGGAACUUGAAUCUCUACAACUGGACAUCAAAACACUCCGGCAAGAAAGAGAGGAAGAUAGAAAGGAAUUCUAUCAUUUCACAGAUUCGGUGAACAAGAAUUUUGCCAGCAUACAGAAGAACUUCAAGAAAAUUCAGACCACCUUGCUGAAGUUAACUGCAGAACAAUCAGUGGAGGAGGACGAGGAAGAAGAAGAAAGACCUGAUCUGUUAUCAGGGCAGGGAAGCACGGCUGUUCCUCCAGGGCGACCAAAGCAGCUGCCUAACAACCAUUUCCCUGCAGACAAACAAGACCCUGCAACUAUGGGAUCUGCUGUACUGGUGGACAAAGCAACGGGCAGAGAACUUAAUAUGGAUGGCACUCCAAAAGGUCCCUACAGACAUCCGAAUCACACUGCUAACAAGCAGGAAUUCCACACUCCCCAGCAGCAACAGGGUCUAGCUACAAAACACCUGAUGACAGUAGAAGAACUACCUGAACCAGAGGUCAGAAGGGACAAAAACAGACCUUAUACACCUGAAGUCAGAAGAAACCUCCUGAGUGUCAAACCUGCAAAGUUAACCAUUGCUGAAUUUGAUGGAGCAGAUGCAGACUCAUGGAUUCAAAACAUUGAACAGUAUUUCUCUGCUGCCAGAACUCCCAUUGAACAGAGAACUGAGAUAGCAGUUUCUUAUUUAAAGGGGCAGGCUGCUUUCCACAAAUUAACUCAACAAACUUCAGUUGACCACUAUAUAGCAGAGUUUGAGCAGCAGAUGAACUUGAUGAGGAGGGACAACCCUGCAGUACCAGAUGACUAUUACAUGCAUAGCUUAAUUGCAGGCCUGAACCCCUACAUCCAAAGUCACCUGGAAUGUUUAGAACCUCCCAACAUGACAAAAGCCAUGUGGUUAGCCAGAAGAAUUGAAAAAUCUUGUCCUCCUGCUACUACACAAAAGUCUUAUGUGCCAAACUACAGAAAAGGAACCCCAGGGGACCUGUCUAAACCUGUAAUUCCUGUUAGUACUUCUCCUGAUGCUGUAAUUCAACAGGCCAGAGAAAAGGGCAUUUGCUACAAAUGCAGGGAACCAUGGUUUCCAGGACACAAGCAGGUGUGCAAGAUGUCACAAAAAGCUCAGGCAUUGCAAGGACAAGUGGACAAUCCUGACAUUAUCUACAUAGUGGAUGCAAAAGGAGAACAAUCUGAUGUGGAGGAAGAACCUCCUAAUACACAGGAGCUCAAAAUCUCUAUGCAUGUAGCUACAGGAAUUCCUGAAGACAAAAAGAAACACACUUUUACAUUACAAGUCCAAAUUGGAAACACUAUGGGCCUUGCUUUAGUGGGUAGUGGAAGCACCACAACUUUCAUUUCCCCUGCUCUGGCAGCCCAAUCUGGAUGCCCUGCAACACCAGUAAAACAGGUCCAAGUGACUGUGGCAAAUGGGGGCAAAUUAUAUAGUGAUUUUUCUCUUUGCAACACCAAGUACACUAUCCAGGGAGUGGAACUAGUUUCUGAUUUCAGAAUGUUGAAACUCACAGGAUAUGAUCUCAUUAUUGGAGCUGACUGGAUGUAUAAGCACAGUCCUGUCACCUUUGAUCUCCCUAACAUGCAGUUAGGAGUCAAACUCUCUAAUGGAGAACAUAUCACAUUCCUGGAUGAGAGUUUGCCAACAAGCCCCUGCUCUCCCUUGUUACAAGAUAUGGAAAAUAUAAUGGAAGACAUGCUCACUGGAGCUCUGAUGUGGAUGCAACCAGUACAACUAGAAACCAUACAUGACUCUGUCAAACAGCCUGGAAUUAAGACAAUCUUAGAGAAUUUCAAAGAUGUUUUUGCAGAGCCCACUGGUCUACCUCCAAAGAGAGAUUGUGACCAUGCAAUCAACUUAGAACCUGGAGCUCCAGUUAUAAACCAAAGAGGAUACAAGUUGCCACAUCACCAGACAAAUGCUCUAGAGGAAAUUAUAAAAGAUAUUCUGCAAAAAGGGAUCAUCAGAUUAAGUCACAGUCCAUACUCUUCUCCUGCUAUCUCGGUAAAGAAAAAGGACCUAACUUGGAGGUUAUGCAUUGAUUACAGAAAAUUAAAUGCACACACCAUCAAGAACAAGUAUCCCAUACCCAUGAUAGAAGAUCUACUAGAUGAACUUAAUGGAGCAAAGAUUUUUACCAAGCUGGACCUCAGAAGUGGUUAUCAUCAAAUCAGAAUGAAAGAAGGAGAUAUUGAAAAAACUGCUUUUAGCACACUCAUUGGCCUGUUUGAGUUCCUUGUCAUGCCCUUUGGAGUGACAAAUGGGCCACCUUCCUUUACAGAACUCAUGCAAACUGUAUUGGGACCUCUCCUGAGAGAUUGUGUGUUAGUUUUCUUUGAUGAUAUCCUCAUUUUUAGUAAAACAUACAAGGAGCACUUGGAACAUGUGACACUGGUACUGGAAGCACUCAGGAAACAUCAACUCUAUGCAAAGCUCUCUAAGUGCACCUUUGCACAAAACCAAGUAGAGUAUUUGGGAUAUGUGAUCUUUGACAAAGGUGUAUCAACAGACCCUGCCAAAGUAGAAGCAAUCAUUAACUGGCCCACACCUCAAAAUGUGACACAAUUAAGAAGUUUUCUUGGCUUAGCAGGGUACUACAGGAGGUUUGUUCAGAGUUAUGGGGUGAUCUGCAAGCCACUGUUUGAUGCAUUGAAAAAGGAUGGAUUUCAAUGGACUGAGACACAAACAACUGCUUUCCAGCAACUAAAGGACAAAAUGACCUCUGCUCCAGUUCUUGCCCUACCAAACUUCUCCUUGCCCUUUGUUUUGGAAGCUGAUGCUUCUGGCUAUGGAAUUGGAGCAGAAGGGACAACCCAUUGCUUAUAUGAGCAAAGCACUAGGCCCUAA
Aegilops tauschii subsp. strangulata is the source of this 2880-nucleotide messenger RNA. RefSeq lists its product as uncharacterized. Lineage: Eukaryota; Viridiplantae; Streptophyta; Magnoliopsida; Poales; Poaceae. The record is from RefSeq and is a predicted model, not a curated record.